Messenger RNA from Cuscuta campestris, 2980 nucleotides. Lineage: Eukaryota; Viridiplantae; Streptophyta; Magnoliopsida; Solanales; Convolvulaceae. The record is from the annotation of a GenBank genome assembly.
CGCUCAAUGUGUGCCAAUCAAGGGAGUUCCAAAAAGAACAAGGAAAAAUUAUCACCAAUAAUCCCACCUUUGUCCGCUCUUUCAAAAAUAAUCCCACCUUUCCGAGUGGUCAGUAAUAAGCCAAGGUUGUACCGUCUCUGUCAGAACUGGGCAUCCGUUUAAAGCUUAACGUACGACUAACGGGAAUCUGAUUUGGCAAUUACACGUGGAUAUUACGUGUAUUAUCUUCGUAGCCCUUCCUCCUUCUCCAUCGAAACACCUCUGCCCUAUCGAAAAGAACUCCAAAAGCCCCUGACCUCCUUCCCCACAGAAAAACAUCUCAAAACCCCCAUCAAAAUUUUGAUUCCGUGCUAACCCUAAUUGGAUUAAGAGUUCUACCUCAAUCCGUCGCAGCGCCUAAGAGAAAGAAAUAAUAAUUUGAAUUCAGAUGAAGCUCAUAUACAAUUAUGGUGGAGUUUUGAAAUUUGGGAGCGUUACAGAGUAUGUUGAGGGUAAUAUACGUGUAUUUGACAAUUUAGAUUCCGAUAAAAUUGGGUAUUUUGAUCUUCUUGAUUGGGCAAAAGAGUGUGGAGAUUAUCCUCCUGUGUCUGAGAUAUAUUAUGCGAAACCUGGCUGUGAGUUAGGUAAAGGGUUGAGAAAAAUUUAUGGUGAUAAAGAGACAAUUGAAAUGGUGAAUGUUGGAGAAGAAAGUGGUAAGAGUAUGUGUUUGUAUGUGGUGUACCAGAAUCAACCUGUUUCAACCUUUGCUUCAAAACAAAAGAGUAGAGAAGUUAAUCUUGUCACUGAAAAUUUUGAAAGAACAAGCCCCAGGAACAUUCAAACUAUUUCUACAUUCACCCCAUCCAUUUUUAUUGAGGAAGAGGAGGUGUUGCAGUCUACAGAUGUUGACAUUUCUAAUGAUGAUUUAACCGAAGAUGGGGAAGAAGGGGAGAGACUUGAAGAGGUUUUUAAUUUUGAAAAAAGGAAUAGGGUUGAGACAUCUUUUGAAGAGCAGAUUCUUGAGACUUCUACAAAGAGUAACAACAAAGAUGUAGGAGAGGAUAUUCCUGAUGUGGAGGUGCUAUUGGGUUGUGACAGUGACACCGAUGAUGAAGAAUGUCGGGAUGCUAGAAGAAACUUCAACAACUGGCAUGACAAAGAAAAUGCUAAACUUGAUGGAAUUGUGAAUCAAAUAAUAAACACCCCCAAUCCUACCACAAUAGAAAAAUUUAUCGAAGAUGGGGAUCACAUAUCUGAGUAUGAAGAAUCAGACGAGUACGUUGACACUCCAGGAGAAAGUGAUGAAGAUGACAUUCGUGGAAAGGAAAGAAAAAAAUCUAUACCAAUUGUUGAUUCACGCACUGACUUUUCCAAAUUAGUUUGGCAGCCAGGAAUGAGAUUCCCUAACAAAGAUUUAUUCCGAGAAGCAAUAAAGAGGUAUAGUAUAUUUCAAGGGAGAAAUCUCAAGUUUAAUGUUAGCAACACAAACAGGAAUGACAGAUUGGGUGCAAGGUGUGUUGAAAAUUGUCCAUUUGAAAUAAUGGGAUCAUGGCAUUCUAGAAAAGGCUCGUAUAUCGUGAAAAAAGUGACAGGCACACAUACUUGUCAUAGAGACAUGAAGAACAAUAGUCAACUUGCUUCUCGUUGGAUAGGUAAAGAGUUUUUGGAUGUGUUUAAGGCCAAACCACAUUGGCCAGCGAAAGACAUUCAAGAAGCUGUAAAGGAGAAGUUCAAGUACUUCAUCACAAAGUGUGUUGCAUAUAAAGCUAAGUGGUGGGCACAUAAAAUGCUUCAUGGGUCAAUGAAGGAACAUUAUCAGAAAUUACCUGUUUAUAUGGCAGCAUUACAUUCAUCUAGCCCUAAUACAGUCCUUAAACUUGUAGUCAGAAACAUUAUGAAAGGACAAGGCAUACAAAGAGUUCGAGUUGGAGCUCCUGAAUUUAGAAGACUAUUUGUCUGUUUUGAGGCAUUGAAGAAAGGGUUCUUAGCUGGUUGUAGAAAAGUGAUAUGCUUUGAUGAAGACAUUAGGAUUGCUUUGAUGCAAAGACUGGCUAAUAAAAGAGCACAUGCUGCUGGGAGUCAUUACACUAUUUGCCCUAGAAUCCAAAAAAAACUUGAAAAGGAGAAAGAGUUUGUUCACCACUGCCAUGUCAUGCCAUCUUCUCUUACGUUGUUUCAAGUUAGGGAUAAACUAGAUGAUGUUUCUGUAAAUGUAGAGAAGUAUGUUGAUGAUUGCUACAAGAAGAGCACAUAUAUCAAGUCGUAUGAGCACAAUAUACCUCCGUGUGUUGGUGAAAAACACUGGCCUAGGACUGUCAGGGUAGAAUUGGAUCCUCCACCAAUAAAAAUAGGACCAGGCAGGCCUCGCAAGAAUAGAGCUAAAGACCCACAUGAAGAUCCAAAAAAGCCAGGUAAGUUGACAAGGCAUGGGAUGGAGAUGACAUGCAAAAUUUGCAACAACAAAGGGCACAAUAAGAGAACUUGUCCACAAAAAAACAACCCCAAUUCAAUUCCAACAAGUAAUCCCAUCAAAAGAUCAAGAGGAAGGCCCAAGAAAAGUGUGUUAGAAUCUUGUAAUGUCAUGGACAGUUUACAAGUAGACGUACACCAUAGAACCGCUGAACCAUCACUAAGGGGUAGGGGAAGAGGGUCUAGGGGAAGGCAAGGAGGUGGAAGAGGCAACAAGAAGAAAAAUACGUCUAUGCCUGCUGGAUAUGGAGUCUUUUACAAUACAACUGAUAGAGGCAUGUACAUUAAUUCACCUGGACAAAGUGAACCUGUCUCAAUCUCAAACAUCAUGCCUUCUUCUGCACAAAACUCUCAAGAACCACCCUUGCAUUGAGCAAAAAAUGAAGAUGAUGUAGUAUCAAAGACUAGCUUCAAAUCUGUUGAUUGGCAAUUUUGUUAAAAUGUUAUCUUUUAAUGGAAGUUCGCAUUCUGUCUAUUUUUAUUUUGCUUAUUAUUUGGGUACGUUGAACAUCUGUACUUUUUGUAUCUUGUU